This is a messenger RNA of Ylistrum balloti, 504 nucleotides long. RefSeq lists its product as uncharacterized. The record is from RefSeq and is a predicted model, not a curated record. The transcript is spliced from 2 exons. NCBI's taxonomy places the organism in Eukaryota, Metazoa, Mollusca, Bivalvia, Pectinida, Pectinidae. The coding region runs from base 1 to 504 and encodes 167 amino acids.
AUGGUUUCUCUUCGUCUGGCCACAGUAGGACAUUCUCUGGAGCUUGUGGUCGGAGCUUUUCUGGAUAUAAAUAUAGUUUCGGAGGAUAACGACACUUCCGCUCCCAACAGGCCUAUUCCGGCUCCACGAUCAUCCCUGACUCGGAGGACGACUGUACCAUCGUCUCACAGAAACGAGGAUGAUGAUGAAGAUGACGAUUCAGCUAUAUUGGUCUCGUACCCGACCGAUGGUAUUAUAGCUGACGACGAAAUAGCAGAGAUGGAUGGCCCGGGCGACAUCGAGGAGGUCUCUGAUGAUGACAUAGAGGUGGGGGACGCGCCAGAGAUGUCAGAACUGCAGUUCUAUGAACCGGAAGUAGAGAGAUCGGAACAGGAAGUUGUCGAGGCAGAACAGGAAGUGAUAGGACCGCGAGAACCACAACCGGAGGUACAGGAGGAAAGGAACGAUGACGAAAGGGAAAGACAACAACCGCAAAUGGAGAAAAGAAACGACAGACCGACAUGA